Leishmania braziliensis MHOM/BR/75/M2904 is the source of this 678-nucleotide messenger RNA. RefSeq lists its product as hypothetical. Lineage: Eukaryota; Euglenozoa; Kinetoplastea; Trypanosomatida; Trypanosomatidae. The record is from RefSeq and is a predicted model, not a curated record. Bases 1 to 678 code for a protein of 225 amino acids. The transcript has a single exon.
AUGCCGGCGCGGACUGUAUCGCCUGGUAGUGCGCGUUCAAACGGACUCAAGCACGGAAGCGCAAGCACUGGCGUGCUGAAUACUCUGAGCUUCACCGUGCAGGACCGCAGGCUGAACACGCGACUGCUGAACGAGACGCAGCGACGCAAAGCCCAACUGUUUGGAAUGACGAGACACGACGUUGCCCAUCAACUGCACCGAUACAACGUGCAGCCAUCCUUAGUAAUGGACGAGGGGCGUCGCGAUGGGCCCAGAGUGGGGAAGAGCGCAUCGCAUAACAGGUCGACUACCGCCACCAGCAAGGCAGCAUCUGGGGCUGUCGCAGACGCGAUCGGUGCCUCCAGCUCUCCCUCGGACAACCACUCAACAGCUGUGGCGUCCUCGUCUUUCGGCAGAGACGCCCACUCACGCUGGCAGGCGCAGGGCGCCUAUCCCUUGCACAAAAAAGAGGACACAGUUUACGCCAGGGUGAGCACGUCUACCUCACCCGACGAACACGACGAAGAGGUCGGUUCAGUGUUGCCGGUGCCGCCAACGGGGUUAUACGAGGAAUGGCUUUCAGCUGGUUGUCCGACUGGACCAUGGUCCGCGCUGUUACAGGAGAUGUACGGACUGUUGGAGGCGGAGCGGGCCUUUCUCACGACCAAGUACAACCCAAAGGUAAGGCCUCAGCCGUAG